Messenger RNA from Cyclocybe aegerita, 1299 nucleotides. The record is from the annotation of a GenBank genome assembly. NCBI's taxonomy places the organism in Eukaryota, Fungi, Basidiomycota, Agaricomycetes, Agaricales, Hemipholiotaceae.
AUGCCUAAAGUCUCAGCACAGCAGGGGUGGUGGGCCGAGCAUGUUAGGGAUCACCCAGACAGACACAGCGGCGGGCCAAGCACCGAUAAUGCAAAGAUAUUGGGGACAAGCAUGAAGUGGAAAGUAUACUGCAAGGGAUGCUGGGACAAGCACAAAAGUGAUUUACAGGUUUGGAGGGACAAUGCACAGAGAGCAGGUUUACCAAUAGAUGUCCCAGAGAUGGAUGAGGGAAUUGAUGCUUAUCUUUGGAGUCUCAAGGCGGGCAAGGGAGCAGGAGAUUAUGGGUACCGAUCUUCAGCCGCCUCAACUGUGCUUAAUCAUCUUGCAAAUUGCCCCUGGGUUGGACCAGAGAUUAGAAAGCUUGCGCGAGAAGACUCUUCUUGCACCCUUGUUGAAUUUCGGGCAGAUCGCAAGCACACACGUGCUGGGUGGACCUCCCAUCCUGAUGCCUCAUUGGGUCAAGGUCCCUCAUCCUCGAGUAUUUGCACUCCCAGCCCUAUCUAUCCUCCUGAGCAAUCAGGACUUCUUCUAUCACGCACAGACAAUUUUGAAAUGCCUCCUGGCACUGCAACCUUGAGUCCCCUCAUCAUGGCAGGACUAAACAUGCCAGGAAGUGCACCAGAAAGUGGUCAAGGAUCUCCCACAGUUUCUGCUGCUAGUGUAAAUCCCGACGACUCCAUCUCUGCUGUAUUCACUCGUCUAGCACCUCUGUCACGUUUGACUUCACGUGGGCGGUUCACUCCAAGCGGGUAUUCAAGCACGAGUCCGGGAAUCACAGGUGCCGGUGGACAUCCCAAAAGUCAAGUGUGGACAAGAGAACGUCAAGCAUCUUUUGAGAAACGAAUCGCUCGAUUAACGGUAUCUGCAAACCUUCCUCUUUCGUGGGUGGACAACCCCGAAUGGAUUGAGCUCUGCUGCGAUUUCAUACCUGGAGCGCAUUCCCCAUCUCGUAAGGUGCUCACGUCCCGCAUCAUUCCCAAUCUUGUCUUGGAAAUAUGCCAGGCAGCCAAAAUUGAGGUCCAAGGAAAGAAUGUUACUCUUCAGGCUGAUGGUUGGACAGGAGAAAACCACCGUCACCUCAUAGCGUUUAUGAUAACAACAGAAAAGAAGGUGUAUACUGUUCGUGUUCAUGAUGCAUCAACUGAACGAAAGACAGCGGAAAACUUGAAGACAUUGCUUGAUGAAGUUGUGAAAGAACUUGAGCAGGAGUGGCAAACAUCUGUAAUUGCUGUUAACACCCAUGGAUGGCUGUUCUUGACUGUUUUGCCCAUCAAGUAUCGUUGUUACGACCUGUGCUGA